UUACUUCUGGCGUGAUGACGUCAGAGUGUUGUGUCUGUUCUCGCGCGGCGAAUGAGUGAAGAUGGCGGACUCGGUAGCGGCGGGGCUUGGAGACGAAAAAGAGGCCGAAAAUGAAGGAAAGGAGAAGGAGAAACGAGCUUUUCGUGCCUCUGACAAAGCGGAGACGGGCAGCGGCGCGUCGGAGUUGACCGAGACUCUCGGCUUUUACGAGAGGAAGGCGAAAAGGCAGGAGAGCAGGCGCAGCCUGUCGGAUCUCUCUCUGGUGCGGUUCGUCAGUGCUGAGUUGACCAGAGGAUAUUUUCUGGAACAUAACGAGGCCAAAUACACAGAAAGGAGAGAGAGAGUCUACACCUGCUUGCGCAUUCCCAAAGAACUGGAGAAGCUGAUGAUCUUUGGGUUCUUCCUGUGUCUGGAUGCAUUUCUCUACGUGUUCACUCUGUUACCGCUCAGAGUGCUGCUGGCGCUGAUUAGGCUGCUCACACUGCCCUGCUGUGGCCUCAGUGGCUCUCGUCUCUUGCAGCCUGCUCAGGUGUGUGACGUGCUGAAGGGGUUAAUCAUGGUGCUUUGUUAUUCCAUGAUGCACUACGUGGACUACUCCAUGAUGUACCACCUGAUUAGGGGCCAGUCUGUCAUCAAGCUCUACAUCAUCUACAACAUGCUGGAGGUGGCGGAUCGAUUGUUUUCGUCCUUUGGGCAGGACAUUCUGGACGCUCUGUAUUGGACAGCCACAGAGCCCAAAGAAAGAAAGAGAGCACACAUUGGUGUAAUACCUCACUUCUUCAUGGCUGUCCUCUAUGUCUUUCUUCAUGCCAUUCUAAUCAUGGUUCAGGCCACCACCUUGAAUGUGGCAUUUAAUUCCCACAACAAAUCCCUGCUCACCAUCAUGAUGUCCAACAAUUUUGUUGAGAUCAAGGGGAGCGUAUUUAAGAAGUUUGAAAAGAAUAACCUCUUUCAGAUGUCGAACAGUGACAUCAAAGAAAGAUUCACAAACUAUGUACUCUUAUUAAUUGUCUGCCUCAGAAACAUGGAACAGUUCUCCUGGAACCCAGAUCAUCUGUGGGUGCUGUUUCCGGAUGUAUGUAUGGUGGUUGCUUCGGAGAUCGCCGUGGAUGUGGUGAAACAUGCCUUCAUCACUAAAUUUAAUGACAUCCCAGCAGAUGUGUACAGUGAAUACAGAGCAAGUUUGGCGUUUGAUCUGGUCAGCAGCAGACAGAAGAAUGCAUAUACUGACUACAGUGACAGCGUGUCAAGAAGAAUGGGUUUUAUCCCUCUUCCUCUUGCUCUACUGCUCAUCCGGGUGGUGACCAGUUCAGUGAAGAUCCAGGGUGCCCUUGCUGUUGUGUGCGUUGUGCUCUUUUAUCUGGGUAUGAUCACACUGAAGGUGCUGAACAGCAUCGUGUUGUUGGGAAAGUCAUGUGUGUACGUUAAAGAAGCGAACAUGGAGGAGAAGCUCUUUCAGUCACCCCCCUCUGCUGCGCCAAGCAGAGUAUCGAGUAGAGCUCACCGAACAAAACACACACGUGAAUCAGCAGGUGAGCCUGAGGAUGAAGGCGUAUCUGCGUCAGUCAUCACUCAACCCACUCACCAGCCUGAGCGCACUGCCUCAAAUCUCCCGACCAGCGAAUCAGAUCAGUUCCUUACGACGCCCGAUGAAUCGGAAGAGAAGAUCAUUACACAGGAUGGAACAGAACUCGUACACAGAGCUCCUAAGAAAGACCUGCUGGAGAUCGAUCGUUUUACUAUCUGUGGGAACCGAAUUGACUGACACACACACCUAUAUAUGCGUUCAGAAAGUGACGAAAGCUGGGAAGCUGGGAAGCUGGUUACGAACUGAAAGACCCUCCCUGUUUACCAGCUUGAUUUCUUUUUUGACUUUAAACCCUGGGACUUGCAGGAUCAGGGUAGCAAGAAACAGUGGGAUAUUUAUUAAGAAGACCUAAUUUAUUGAAGUUUCAUACUGAAACAUACACUCACACACACAUCACUCAACCUUCCCUUCUAUACUCCUCCACUUAUGGAUGCUCGUUUGCUUGGACAAAAGGUUGCACAGGCCUUGGACUAGAUCUGGGGAGAUGAUUGCCUGGUUGCUUUGCCGUCCUGAUGGGAAGAGAGAGAAUGCAAAAUGGAUCACUUCAUUCAGAAGACUAGGCAGACUUUCGAUUUUAUAUGGUGGUAAACAUGAAGAAUUCAAACAGGUCAGAAUGGACUAGUGCGAAGGUCAGUUUGAAGUGGUUGACUUGAACUGUGUGGCAUUUUUUUUUCAUACUAAAUUUUCUGAAAGCUCAGUCCUUUUCUUUUCCAAUCUUUAUUUCUAUUGUUGAGGGCACUGAGACACAUCUACAGUACUGUGCAAAAACUGUCUUAAGCCAUUUGAGAUGGUGUAUAUGAAAUGUAAAGCUUUUUAUCUGAGCAGUAAGUUUAUUUAUUAAAAAAAAAAAACUAACGAAUAAAAAAGCAGUGCACAUUGUGGUGUUAUGGAGGUCAUUGUGUUAUCUGAACUAUUUCAAAAUCAUUACUUCUUUUUUAGCUAAUCAAUACUUAAUAAAGAGAAGGUGCUGCUGAUGAAAAUGAUAUUAGUAACUUAUGUUCAUUUAUUAGUUUUCUCUCUGCUUCAGGAACGUCCAGUUCCCAAUUGCUAGGCAGAUCUUCCCCUAUGGCGCAAUGCUUUGCAGCUAGAAAGGUCAAGUCCAGAAGACGGAUAUUAUCAAAACGUAAGACUUAGGCUCUACACUGCCCAGUCCACUCUCAUAGUUCUUAUGAGUGUGUAAUGCUGGAGGCAAGCUCAUUUGCAUAAUUUACUAUUCAGUUUUGUUUUGUUUUUGUUUUUUCUUACCCUCCCACUCAGAGAAACGGAGGCCAAUUAUACCACCAGCCUUGAAUGGCUCUGGCACCAAUUGCAUCUCUUUUAAGCAAAAUGUGUUUCUAAAAUUAAUUUUACUGUCUUUGUUUGUGUUUAUGUUGAUGUUUAUACAGUGUUUUACACACUGCAGAGAUAAAUAGUUUUAAACAGCUUUCUUGGUUGCUUAAGACUUUUGCACAGUACUGUAUAAGCUGCGCAUGUUAAUGGCUCAUGUACAAGAGUGAGCUGUGUAGGCCAGGUCAACACGAAAAUGGACUGAAAGUGGCGUUCGACUGAAACACUUUACUUUGAUUCCUUAGUUACAUCUGAGCAUUGAAAAUAUCAUUUAUACAACAAAUAGUCUGUAGAAGCCAGGGUAUCAAAAUGGAUCAGCUGAUUUGAUCUUUUUGUGGUUUAAUUUUUUUUUUGUGUGUGUGUGUGUGUGUGUGUUUAUUUAUUUAUUUUUAAUAUUACAAAGCUAAAAUGUGGUAAUUUUGUAUUUUAUCAGUCAGGUAGUUUUGUAUUUCCUGCUGCAGUCUUAAUUCAUGCUGAACAACUGUUCAUUGUACUUUAUUGCUUGUGAAUUGCAGAUUAGUUUACUACUUAGACUUUUACAGUAUUGUUAUUUUUGUAGGUACAUAACAGAAACACUAUAGGAAAACCCCAGGAAAGAUGGCAUGUAAUUACUCACACAUUACAUGACUUAACUUACAAAUUGACCAGUUUAUAGCAAAAAUAUGUUUACUGUGGUAAAAUCAUAAUAGCGUACCUGUAGAUCUGUUCAGCUCCUGGAUAAGUUAUUAGGUUUAUUAGGAUUAUGUCAAUAAAUCUUCUAUUUUUUUUUUUCUUUUCUCCAAGCUUUAAUUUUUAUAUCUGUCUGGUCAGUACCUGAUAUGGUCAGGCAUCCGUUUACUACUUUUUCAACUAUGAAUAGAUAAUUCUGCAUUUUAGAAUUUGAACGCUUGUUGAAGUGUGGUAUAUCAUAGAGGUGGGUGAGCGGGCAAAUUAUGUCAUGAUGGUGCCUGGAGACAUUUUUUGGAGACAUUAUGUGUAGUUCAAUAUUUCAUUGCUUCCUGAGUUGAAACAGAUAGAAAACCGUUAUUUUUGUUCAGCAUGUCACUGACUGCACUGCAGUAAAUUCAGUUAAACAGGACUAAUUGACCCUGACUACACCUUGCAUUCAUUUGUUUUCUACGUCACAUCUGGAUAAACCACAAACGGGCAAACGCCUUCUGUUUAGACUUGCAUUACAUGUGGUCAAGAUGAGUCUCUAACCACUUCAGAAUGUAGUGUGAGUGACCUGAUCUCUCAAAACAGUCCAUACAGGUCUAUAGGUGUAUCAUAAUACCUGCAAUACCUUAAAGGGGAAAUUCUACCGCUUCUUCAGAAUUUCUCUUGAGAUAUAAGCAAAGUUUAGAGUUCUUUCAUGUGAAAUGGUGCAUCUUAGGUAAACAGUGGCAGUGAUAAAAACCAGGGGUUGUCUACAUAGUCAGUUUACGAACCAUCCAAAACCACCACGGAACCUACAUGUGUCCUCUGAGUUUAUGCAUGUACAUAUACAUUUUCUUUGGGGACUAUUUGUGGUAUAAUGUUUAAAAAAAAAGAAGUUUUGGGCCAAAAUCUGAUCUCUGAGCAAUCAGAAAACAAUGCUUUAGACAUCAGACACCGGAUUCAUAACCAUUUCAUAUGAUGACUCACUGUCAGGGAACCUUUAGAGGCAUUAACACUUCUGACGUCUGGUUCCUAUCACCACCACUGUGAACAAUUCAGACUCAGUAACUUGCUCUCAAACAGCAUUUCACGGCAAACCACUCACAAUAACUUUGUUUAUGUCUUAACGAUUAAAUUAUGCGGCUUAAUUAGGCAUUCCCUUGUGCGUUACAGCUGUUGAUAUUGGGUCUACAGUAAUGUUCGGUAUGACUUGGUUUUGAUUAUAAGGUAUCUGACGUGCGCCUCAUACAACGGAUGUUCUUUCAGAUUCAAGCACCACUUAAGGAAGUCAGUUGUUUUCCAGGCUUUUCACAGGUCUCAGUGGAAAUAAAGACCGCUCAGAUUUGUUCAAGACUAAAUAUCCAGGAGUUCUGAUUUUCUCUUUAUUCUAUUCACAGCAGGCCUGUACUGCUGUGUGUAUGUUGACUAUAGUUUAGCUUUAAAAAACAUCCUGAUUGGAGCAUUAAUAUUUGACUAUUUUCACUUAUUAAUGCAUUCAGAAUGCUCUUUUAAAAGCUCAGUAUGCUUUUUUUCCCCUCCCAUUUAUACCCUCAUAGUGAAAAUGCACAUCACUAAAUAUGAUCUAUCUUAGUUUCUGCCUAUUUAUUACUUCAAGGUGCUUUUUGUCUUGAAAUAAUAUAGCAAUACAUCAUAAAUCUGGUCAGGGCAGAUCAUUUUCCAGCCUUUGAUGUUCAUACUCAUGUUGUUUCUAGGCAGUUCUGAUAUUUGUGCAAAGUACUUCAUUGUUCGCUUGUUCUUCAGAGACAAAUUGAAUCUUUCAGUCAGACUUGUUGGUGAUUGUCAGCCGUUGAGCUGAACGUCCAUUCCAGAGGAAGAUUUUUAGAGAUUAUACUGGCAUUUUUACUUUUUAAUGACUAAUAAAAUGCCCUGUUUUUAGCUGCUUUUAAAAAUUGAUCGGGAAACGAAAUUGAAAGAUAUUAUUACAUUGAAAAAUCAAAUGUACAUAAUGUUCUGCUUACCCUAGAUGUAGUCGAUACGUCGUGUUUGGUGUUCAGAUUUUACUGGUUUAGUUCAGCGCUGGAGCUACAAGGCUCACGUUGUAAACAAACACAAAGUCAAUAGUCACACACAUCUUUUCUGUAAAUGCUCCCCCAAAACUCAGUUGGUUUAAACCGCAUCUAGGUCUUCAUUAUGGUUUAGGACACGUCACAACUUACUUUGAAAUGAAAGGAACGAAACUUUGCUGCGUAGCUAAAUGCAGCAGGAAGCCCCUCAAGACAACGGGGGUGAUAUGCUGAAUUCUGACUCCUGGACAGAAUCGAUCAUACUGUGCUUCCUUUAGACAAAAGAAAACAAAGUAUUUUGGAAUAAUUAUCAUUUUUAAAAUCUCACUGAGCAUGUAUUGCUGCAGUGAACGCUUGCCAUUUAGAAUAAUGUGUAUUUUUCCAUAGCAAGUGAAGGAUGAUAUUUGCCAUCAUGUCUUUACUGUCCUUUUGUUACUCCUAAUUGAAAUGAUUAUAGAAACUUGGAGUGUCAAACUUGGGAUUAAUCCUGAAAACAUGCCUUUAGAUGAUCCUACAUUUUAAGCUAUAAAUAACUCCUUACUGUUUGAGUUGAUUUGAAAUCAGUUAUUUUGUUUGAGCUUUAGGCCCAGCGGUAAUUACCAAAACUGAAUUUUUAACUGUAACGAUUUAUGCCAGCAUAACGUUUGUAGCUCAGUUUUAACUUUAUAAACUUCCUUGAAAAUGAACGCAGAUGUUGGGACUUUUGAAGUUGGAAGCUAAGCUCUUUCUAACCUACUGGACAUUUCUCUCUUUUUCUGCAUGACAAAACGGAUUGCUUCUUACGAGUCUUUUCCAGGCUGUGUUUACCUCUGGUUUUUAUUGCUCCAUAUCCAUAUCAGCAAUUACUGAGUUUGUGAUUUUGCUUUUUUUCUUUAAGAGCAGAAAGAGGCGGAUUAUUUCACAUCCUUUGUAAGUGAUGUAUUUUUUGGGGGGGUGGGGAGAAGAAAGGAAUUGCAUUGGUGAAUAAAAGUUUUGCUGUUUUGUA
This is a messenger RNA of Pygocentrus nattereri (red-bellied piranha), 6559 nucleotides long. It is a transcript of the gene tapt1b, whose product is annotated as transmembrane anterior posterior transformation 1b. Gene Ontology annotation, cellular component: endoplasmic reticulum membrane; ciliary basal body. The transcript has 14 exons. Gene Ontology annotation, biological process: positive regulation of cilium assembly; maintenance of protein localization in endoplasmic reticulum. The record is from RefSeq and is a predicted model, not a curated record. Bases 62 to 1765 code for a protein of 567 amino acids. Lineage: Eukaryota; Metazoa; Chordata; Actinopteri; Characiformes; Serrasalmidae.